Molecule: messenger RNA, 4844 nt
Organism: Syngnathoides biaculeatus (alligator pipefish)
Lineage: Eukaryota; Metazoa; Chordata; Actinopteri; Syngnathiformes; Syngnathidae
Gene: veph1
Product: ventricular zone expressed PH domain-containing 1
Exons: 16
Coding region: 521-2920 (799 amino acids)
Biological process (GO): regulation of signal transduction
Cellular component (GO): plasma membrane
Molecular function (GO): phosphatidylinositol-5-phosphate binding
Source: RefSeq, a predicted model, not a curated record
AUAAUCUAAAGCAUUAACGGAGCCAAGAGCAACUUGUGAUUAUUUUUUUUUUAUUAUUUUGUGGCGAUAUCAAAACGACAAUAUGAGUGCGUUGAGUGGCAUUACACCUGCUUUGCCUCCAUCCAGUCGUCGCCCUCUUGGCGCCUAAUUCCAGGGGAAUGUGUUUUGACUUCGGAGGCGAGUUCAGUCGCAUUGCUCACAUUUUUUCGUUUUUUUUUUUUUUUUUUGUGGUCACGUUGAGGUCCUUCUGAAUGAAGGCAGAAAGGGAUCGAGGGUGACAGUCUUCAAGGUCAAAGAAUUCUGAGAUAGUGGAGGACUCUGUUGUGAAACCACAACGUUCCCUGGAAUAUGCUUUGUCUCCAUGGUAACAGGCCUCAUGGAUCCCCAGAAAAACAUCGGGCCAAGUUGAUCCUCCUUUUUUUUGCUCAACUUACCUGAUCCUGGUCACCAGGGAUGAAGAUUUAUUUAGAAACAACUAAAGACCCCUGAGGACAUAAAGGCAUUCUCCACAAGGACCAGGAUGCACCACCUCUUCAGUCAGGUGCUAGGCCAGAGGGAUUUGUCCAGAGCGGGUGAUCUGUUUUCUCUGGAGGAUGCUGCCAUUGAAGACUGCUUGUCACAGGCUCUGGAUCAGAUCAAGUCCAUCUCCUGCUCACCGGAUUAUUUGACCAAUGACAACGACCAGGCUGUCGUAGAGAUUUGUAUCACACGGAUCACCACCGCCAUCAGGGAGACGAGCUCCAUCGAGAAGCACAGCACGGCCCUGGUCGGGCUGUGGGAGUCGUGUCUGGAGCACAACCUCACGCCUCAAGGUGACAGCGCCGAGGACACGCCGCACACCAAGAUAGCCUCCGACAUUACCAGCUGCAUCUUGCAGAAUUACACGUGUCCAUCAGUCAUGGUGUUGGCUGUCCCGGUUGCGGUGCGCUUCCUGCACCGAGGGAACAGAGAGUUGAGCAGGAACAUGUCCAGUUAUCUCUCACUGGCUGCUAUUGUCGGGGUCGAUCUGCUGGCUGAACACACGGAGGCCAUAACGCUCAGCGUGCUUGCAGGCAACUACAUGCUCCUCCGUGUGCUCCCUUCAGUCUACCCGAGACAACCUGAUGUCAUCCACCGUCACCUCGGCAAGCUCACGGCUGUGAUGUCACAGCUGGAGUCCACGGAACAGCAACACCUGAUCAGACUGCUUCAACUGGUGGCUGAGCAACAUCCGCUGAUAUUCAGCCCCCAGGUGCCUGCCCUCGUCAGUUACCUGGGCAACCAGUCUCUAAUUGAGGCCAUAUUGGGCACUCUGGUGAAUGUGUCUCAAGCCAGCCCCUCCUCGCUGGUCAGCUUUCUGCCAAAGCUCAGGACUGUGGGACAACAAUGGCCUGCUCUCUUGGGUCAUGUGGCCAAAAUCCAUGGUGCUGUGGGCAUCAUCAGUGAGGCGCAUGCACACAGUUCUUUGGUGUACCUGGUGUCUCUUCUGGGCAACAUGGAGCACACGUUCCACCACACACUGCUACUGGAGAUCCGGGCUCUGACGGACCGUUACCCGUCUGUGCUCGGAGGCUACGGGAAAGACCUGUACAGGCUGAGUAACUCGUUCACGGCCAUCGCCGGACUGCUGGGGAGGCGGCUGGAGGAGAGUGCCACCGCAAGUCGUAGCGAGAAUGGCCGUUGCUUGCCAUCUCCCAGCGCAUCGCUUCGAGGAGAGGAAGGGGGUGUCGGAGGAGGGGGGUCCGAGGCGAAGGCAGGGGGUGAGGAGCCAGCGCAGGAGGACUCUCCCCCCCCCCAGCGACGAUACAGCCUGAAUCAAGCCAGGAGGGAGGAGCAACGAGACAUGAGAUUCAACAGGUCAAAGAGCCUGGCUCUUCACGCCGUACGCUUGCGGUCCAUCAACUCAGACGACGUAGAAGGAGCGGACCUGAGUCCAGACAACAUCACCUGCACUUUAACCUGCCAGCAUUCAGAAGACCGGGAAGUGACGCCUCCCGGCAAGAAACUGGCAGACAAUGCGCCCACAUCCACCGCCGCCCCUGCGCCAGACAGCGGGGUCAAAGAGGCAGCUGACAGACUCUUCAUCCACUUAAGAGACAAUCUGGAGAAGAUCCAAGAAUUUUGUAAGGACAUGGUCCAACAGAUCCCCAUACCGAAGCAAUGUGUCAUAGAAGAAUCAAACAGAGGCUGCGUGGCCAAGCUGUCGUUCUCGUGUCCACUGAAGGGUCACUACUGCCUGUAUGCCAAGUCCAGCUUUAACCUGAGCAGCCGCCGGCCUCAUCUUUGGAUACACAUCAUGCUGCUCCACCUCCAGAGUAAGUCCAACGCUCCGCUGUGUUCCGGAGACGAAUGCGUUCAGCGAUUGGCUUCUCUUUGGGCCAAGACGCAACUCAAAGGAGCUCACAGCUUCCACAUGGCAAUGACGCAACACGCCACCCCCCACAGGAAGGAUCUGGACAGUCUCCAAACGCAGCUGGACGAGGUUCGGUUCUUUGACCUGUUUGGCUACAGUGAAGAAGAGGGUGGGUGGUUAUGCUUCAUGUGCAACAACCCUGAGAAAGCCACAGGUGUGAAUCAGGAGGGUCAGCCUCUCAUCGAAGGAAAAUUGAAGGAGAAGCAAGUCCGCUGGAGGUUUAUCAAGCGCUGGAAGACUCGCUACUUCACCUUGGCGGGAAACCAGCUGCUCUUCCGGAGAGGCAAAUCGAAGGACGAGCUGGAAGAGAUUCCUAUUGAGAUGAACAAAGUGCAAAGCGUCAAGGUGGUGGCCAAGAAGCGUCGGGAUCGAGGCCUCCCGCGAGCCUUCGAGAUCUUCACGGACAAUAAGUCGUACGUGCUGAAAGCGCAGGACGAGAAGCACGCCGAGGAGUGGCUGCAGUGCCUCAACGUGGCCGUGGCUCAGGCCAGAGAGCGCGAGAACAGAGAGGCGACCACCUACCUGUGACGUGAAUGCACCACAUCCCCCCCCCCCACACACACACACCCCAAAAAAAAAGCCUGUCAACGUGUUCAAUUGGUUCAUGAACACUCAUCAACAUUUUUUGUUAUUACCGUAAUUCCCGGGCGACAACCCGCGACUUUUUUCACAGCCGCCGUGCUAGUUUGCGUUAGCGCCGCCGCGUUAGUGUUAGCGCUGCUGUGUUAGCGUCACUGAUUUUGUGAAAAAAAAAAAAAAGACUGGAUAGCGCAUACACAUCGAUUAUAUGUCGAUAUAUAUGUAUAUAUAUAUAUAUAACCCUAACCCUAUUACCUAGGGCUCGAUUUCCGUGACAUGUUAACUUUUCCCAAAAUACGCUGUGAAGCACUAUCAUCAUAACAUAGGAAAAAAAAACUAAGCAUUUUAAUUCAAUCAGUUCGAUAUAUUUUUGGAAAUAAGGACUCGCAAUGGGCAAAUAUAUGCUAAACGCAUUGUUCAUUUGACGCCUCUGCGACGUCCUAUUUCAGACAGAAAAUUGAAACUUGUUUCCCCGCAUUUGAAAAUCAAAUUCAAUUUGCAGAGUUCUGUAUUAUGAAAUUCAUCGAAAAUUUCUGAGAAAAUGUGUUUUCUUGCUUAUCCACUGAUGAAGUUUGGGAACAUAUUGACAUCGCUUUUUUGCAAAAAAAAAACGUCGUAAAGCAGAGAGUGAACAGUGAACAACAACCGUAAACAAAACAUGGAUCAAGUGAAUUAAGCUCAUCAGAAAAUUAAAAAAAAAAGAUUUAAAAACAAACUUUGACGGUGUCAAAGUAAAGUUUUCUAACUCACCUGUGGAAUGUUUUGUCACAGCCACGAAACUGGCGAUUAACGCUUUGCUUCACAGGUUGGCAUGUUUGUUUUGAGACUAUCAAUAUGGCGGAUGGCGCCAGUUUUGGUGCCCGAUGGGCCAUCCAGUCUUUUUUUGUGAGAGCCCAGCCCCCCACCCCAAGAAUAUGUUCAUUUGGUUCAAGAACACUCAAUUUUGUUUGUCAUGACCGUAAUUCCCAACCUACGAGCCUGGGCUUUUUUCACAGGCGCCGCGCUAGUUAACAUUAGUGCCGCCGCGUUAGCGUUAGCACCACUGCACUAGCGUUAGCACCGCCGCGCUAGCAUUAAACUCUUUCUGUGUACCGAGGCUUAUCUCCAGAUGCCCUCUGUAGGCCGGGAAUCACGGUAUGAUUAUUAGUGGAUGCAAGCUAAUCAGCACAAUUCUAUAGGUCAGAGGUCACUAACAUGGUGCCCGUGGGCCAUAACGCAUCCACUGAUCGGGAUGAUGUGGAAGUGAUCAUUUAAAAAUGUAAACAAUUAUAGGUAGCUGACCCCAGCACGAGUUGCAAAUCCGAGUCAACAGUUGCCACAUUCACUCACCUGGCUAUUUUUUUUUUCUCUUUUUUUUGCCUUGAGGUAUGGGACCACUCACUGGGAAUUGAACCCACGCCAAAACAAAAAUAUGACUCUACUCAUUCAUUAAAUGCACAAGGCUGAUUUCUCAUCUGGGAAAUGAGACUGAGAGUGUGUUCGUAAAGCCACACAAAUGAAGGAAAGUAGCUACAAUUUGUAAAACAUGCAAAAAAUGAAUACAUAUAAGUACUUCAUGGACUCUAAACUGAAUUCAAUGCACCGGGUCAGUUUUCCUCCUCAAGUGCACUUCAGAUGCUCUACAAUGACGUGCGGCAAACUAUUAUGAAUCAAACAUGUAAGAAUGACAAAGCAUUUUCAAAUAACAAACCCUUGUCCAGGCAGGUCCAGGUGAGUCAGAUGGUAAACUCACAGUUCUGAGGUUCCGGGUUUGAUCCCAGACCCGUCUGUGUGCAGUUUGCAUGUUCUCCCUAUGCCUGCGUGGAUUUUCUCCGGGCACUCCGGUUUCAUCUCACAUCCCAAAAACAUGCAACAUUAGUUGGACACUCUAAAU